AUGCAGCGCACACACAGGCUGUGCUCCCGGGCGGCGCCGCCCAUCGUCCGCAUCGCCAACGGCACCUUUUACAGGCACCACCCCAGCAGCGCCGCCGCCCCGGGCCACGCCAACCCCCCGCUCUUCUCGGACCUGACCUUUGAGCUGGCGUCGGAAGCCUCGCCCGCGUCCCCUCCGCAGCACUGGUGCGUCGUCGGCCCCUCCCUCGCCGGCAAGACCACCUUCCUCCAGAUCCUCCGCGGGCAGCACAUCUGCCUGCCGCCCCUGGCCCGGUCCUACCCCUACCUCGCCACCGACGCCGUCCCGCACCGCCUCAGGAGCGCCAGCAGCGCCGUCCAGUACGUCGGCUUCGACGGCGAGCGCUACGGCGGCGCCGGCCUCGGCCCCACCACCUCGGCCUACCUCGCCGCGCGGUACGAGUCCCGCCGCGAGAUCACCGACUUCUCCCUGCGCGACUUCCUGCUCGGCAACACGGAGCUCAACCCGCUGAAGGGGGAGGACGGGUCGGCCGGCGAGGACGGCGUCGACCGCGCCCUGCUGGACCGCGUCGUGCGCGACCUGCGCCUGGCGCCCCUGCUCGACCUGCCCGUGUCCUUCCUGUCCAACGGCCAGGGCCGCAGGGCGCGCAUCGCGAGGGCCCUGCUCACACGGCCCGAGGUCCUGCUCCUCGACGAGCCCUUCAUGGGCCUCGACCCGCCGACCGUGGCCUCGCUGAGCCCGCUGCUGCGGGGCAUGGCGGACCGCGCGAGCCCGCGCCUCGUGCUGAGCGCGAGGCCGCAGGACCCCCUGCCCGAGUGGGUCACGCACCUCGCGUACCUGCGGACGGACUGCCAGGUCGGCGCCAUGGGCCCCCGCGAGACGGUCAUGGAGGGCCUGAGGGGCUACGUGCGCGGCGUCAAGGCCGGCGGCAUCCGCGAGGACGAGACGAUGCCCGUCCACGCGCUGGGCGAGAUGGGCCGGGUGCUCACGCGGGCCGGCGUCGAGGGCGAGGGGUUCGCCGAGGCGGAGCACAUCGCCGUGCCGGGGACGACAUCCCCACCACCGACGACACAAUCGCCACCGCCACCGUCAGAGCCCCGCGCCGCCACGCCGCCCGCGGGCGAGCCCAUCAUCGAGAUGGAAGGCUGCCAGGUCCGCUACGGCGACAAGAUCGCCCUGGGCAACUGGACCCAGCGGCAGGCCGACGGCACCGCGCGAGGGGGCCUCUUCUGGACCGUCCGGCGCGGCGAGCGCUGGGGCGUCUUCGGCCCCAACGGCUCCGGCAAGACCACCAUCGUCUCCCUGCUGUGCAGCGACCACCCGCAGACCUACUCCCUGCCCAUCCGCCUCUUCGGCCGCUCCCGCCUGCCCGAGCCCGGCUCGGCGGAGCUGCCCCUCACCUUCUGGGACAUCCAGGCCCGCGUCGGCCACUCGAGCCCCGAGGUCCACCAGCACAUGCCCCGCUCCCUGACCGUGCGCCAGGUCCUCGAGAGCGCCUGGGCCGACACCUUCCGCGCGCGGCCGCGGCUCGACGACGCCGCGCGGGGCAAAGUCGACGCCUGCCUCCGCUGGUUCGAGCACGAGCUCAACCCCUCCUCGGCGCUCCAUGCCAGCUCACGCGGCUCUCCUUCGUCUUCUUCUUCCUCCUCGGGCAGAAGUAGUAGUAAUAGCAAUGACGACGACGACGACCUCGCCUGGGCCAGCGACAACCUCUUCGGCGAGCUCUCCUUCUCCGCCCAGCGCGUGCUGCUCUUCGCCCGCGCCGUCGCAAAGGGCUGCGACGUCGUCGUCCUCGACGAGGCCUUCAGCGGCAUGGACGAGGCCGUGCGCGACAAGUGCAUGCUCUUCCUGGCGCACGGCGAGGACAAGGCGUACGCCGCCGGCGGCAGCGCCGUGCUCUCGGCGGAGGGAGAGUCGGACGCAGGAGGCGUCGUGGGGGACGUCGUCGUGCAGAGCGCGGUGUCCAGGCGCGGCGAGGUCAGGGUCAGGGGCCUGUCCGAGGACCAGGCGCUGAUCUGCAUUAGCCACAUCCGCGAGGAGGUUCCCGACUCGGUGCGCGAGUGGAUGUGCCUGCCCGAGGCGAACUCUGGCGAGCCGGCGAGGUUCGGACGUCUGGACGGCCCGCUGAGGACGGACAGGCGGCGGUGGGGUGAGAUCUGGGGCGGCAUCACGGCGUGA
This is a messenger RNA of Thyridium curvatum, 2157 nucleotides long. RefSeq lists its product as uncharacterized. Gene Ontology annotation, molecular function: ATP binding; ATP hydrolysis activity. NCBI's taxonomy places the organism in Eukaryota, Fungi, Ascomycota, Sordariomycetes, Thyridiales, Thyridiaceae. The transcript has a single exon. The coding region runs from base 1 to 2157 and encodes 718 amino acids. The record is from RefSeq and is a predicted model, not a curated record. Gene Ontology annotation, cellular component: mitochondrion.